This is a messenger RNA of Mycena citricolor, 2855 nucleotides long. The record is from the annotation of a GenBank genome assembly. NCBI's taxonomy places the organism in Eukaryota, Fungi, Basidiomycota, Agaricomycetes, Agaricales, Mycenaceae.
GACCCACCAAAGAGGUGUUUCGGGUCCGGUCACGCGUGACGGAACCCCUGGUACUGUAACCUCCUCGUCCGCCGGUUCCCGUUUCUUGGGUCAAACGUUUAACCCCAUGCGACCAUUGGCAGCCUUGCCCCUUUCGGCAGGCGUGGUAAUCGCAAUCGCAAAGGUCCCGAUCGGGCUCUUCGCUCUCGUAUACUUAACGGGCCUGGGGAAAUCCAAAUGAGGUCGAAACAACAGCUUGAAUCUCUGCCAGAGUUCAAGUCCCUGCUGGCGCGUCGGUCGCAGAGUCCUUUGCAUCCCCCAGGGUCAUAACUGAAGCGCGGAUCAUAUCCCCACCCUGCCUGUCCCAUCCCCCCGACCUUUUCCUCCCCACCGACAUGGACUUCUCUGCCGACUUUAGCGACAAGGCGCCGCGCACCCCGUCGCCCACCUCCGUUGGCUACUCCCCCUCCCCCUCUCCCCACCUGUCCCAAAACUUCAAGCCGGUCGAGGCCGACACUGUGCGCAUCUUCUCGCAGGACGACGACCAGUACGCCUGGGCUCACAAUAACAAUACCCAGGUUCUCCCGCCUGCCUCCUUCCCCCCUCCUUCCUCCGGCCGCCCCUCUCUGCUCUCGGAGCUGUACGAGAACGACGGUGGCAGCCCGGAGCAGAGCGACGUCUACAACGACGGCGAGUGGAACUCGACGUCCCCGCCGGGCACCACCGCCGGCGCCGGCGCGAGCUCGAACGGCGCGCCGUCCGCAUCGAGCGCGCGCACGCACGACUACACGCUCAUCCGGCGCGCGACGUUCCCGUAUGCGCGGCAGGAGCGGCCGGACGACGCGAUGGGCGUCUACCCCCCGCCGCCGUUCCUGCCCCCGCCGCACGCGUCGUCCCACCACGCGCACGGCGCGGGCCCGCUCUACAACGACGACGCGGCGGGCAUGCACGGCGCCGCCGAUGGGCCGUACGGCGGCGCAUCGGGGUACGGCUCGGAGUACGACUCGGGUGUGAAGGUGGAGGAUGGGAUGUACGGCGGGGCGGGGAGCCGGUUCUACGGCAGCCGCGGGCACGGGAUGCACUCGGGCCCAGGCAUUGUCGGGCCUGGUAUGCACGAUGUGCACGGCGGGCAUUCAUCGUAUGCCGGCCCCGGUGCCGGAUAUGGCGGCGGCAGUGCAAAUGGAGGACACAUGCACCACCACCACCUUCCUCCCCCGCACCCCCACCUCCCUGCGCACCACGGCGGCCACCACGGCCACCACGCGCCGCACGGGCACCCGUACCCGCCUCCGCUGCCGGUGCAGCACACGGACGACGCUGCAUCGAAGGAGACGCAGUACCUCCGCCGGCGGUGUUUCAACUGCCACACCACUGAGCCGCCGUCCUGGCGCCGCUCGACGCUCAACCCGGGCAAGAUCGUGUGCAACAAGUGCGGGCUGUACGAGCGGACCCAUCUGCGCGCGCGGCCGCUGCGCUUCGACGAGCUGCGGGCUGGCGGAAAGGGCCGCAAGAACUCCAAGGGUGUCUUGCCGGGCACUCCGCCGAUGGGUGCUGCUCCAGGCAGCCCGCCGAAAGGCCGCAAGGUUAUCGGCCGGAGGGGCAGUGUCAGCAGCAACGGGAGCAGCGUCCAGGGCGCCAGCGACUGGGACGACUCGGGCUCGAUGUAUUCAUCUGGACCGUCGUCUUCCCACCACUCUUCGUACCACCCCUCCCCAUCUCCGUCUCUCGGGCUAUCGCCGCACCCGCCCUCGCUGUCGCUGUCUGCGUCGAAUUCGUCUCACGGAUCUCCGCGGCGCGAUUCGCUCAGCCGCUCACCGCCUUUGAUGGGAUCGCCGCCGCACUCCGCCGGCCUGCUUGGCUCGCCUUCUCUGGGCAUCCGGCUGCCGCACGCGCCGGACAUCCCGUCGAUCCACCACGGCUCGCCGCGGAUGUCCUCGAUGCCUAUCCGCACGAAGCCGCGCUCGAAUACGACGGGCGGACUGGGGAUGGGCGGCGCGUUCUACGGCAGCGGUGCGAUCCACCCGGGGCUGCACCACUCGUCCAGCAGCUCGAGCCUGCACUCGAUCCACGACGCGCAUGCGCACUCGAGCCCGGCGAUACGGCACCAGGCGCUCGGCAGCCCUCCGAUGGGCCACAUGACGUGGGACGACGGGCUGGUCAAGGAAGAGCCCCGCAGUGUCCUCGUUUAAUCGUGGCGCUGCUGCUCGGAAAUCUGCCAUGUACUUUCUCUCCGCCCCUGCCCCUCAAAAUGCGACACCUUUAUUUAUUGCCACAUCACCUGUUACCCAUUUCAAGGUUCUAUAUACCACACACUGUACGCAAUUCAGCCAUUCCCCGAGAUGUAUCUUUAUCCUCUUCACUUCGUUCACCGUCGCUCGUUCGUUUCCGUUUUGAUCUUUUUUAUUACAUAGCUAUGCUCUUUUCCACUCUUACACCGGGGAUGUAGGGGUCCGGCCACGUAUUUAUCGCUAUCUGUAUGUUGUAACAACAAUUCGAUGCGACUGCCCAGGUACAUUCGUGCGAUCAGCAAAGCUUGAGUCAAAUGCAUUUCGCUCUGUGGAGAAACGUCUAAACCUUGCGUUUGUUUUUGUGUCAUUGCUCCAUUCGGACCCGAGCGAGAAAACGCAGAAAAAGCUCAUCUGAACUGGCGUGUUCCUGAGAAGAAGGGACGAAAUGCACGAGACACGUGAAUUUCCUUGUCAAAGACAAUUGCUCGCGCGCGUUGGCAGCCAUUCAGCUGACGCAUGGCGCGCUGACAUUGCGCGUGUAGCGGUGCGGCUCGCGCAUGACGUGCUCGCCACCGGCACCGGCACCCACCCUUGCCGUGCGGCAUUCUCCGACCGCGGCUCGACCCGAACCCCAGCGAUGCCCGUCCG